AUGUUAGGGUUGCUAUUUUAUAGAAUUUUCUUGAUUAGAACUUGAAAAAUAAUUAAGGAGGGUCAUAGUAAAAUGGAUCCUAUAGAAACUAUUAAAGCUAUUACUCAGAUCUCAACAGAAGACGCAAAAGCUAUCCUAGAAUGCACACAAGGAGAUGUUGACCUUUCUUUAUCACUCUAUUAUGAAUUAAAUGGCUUCCCUGCUCCUGUGAUUCCUCCUCAAUUGUUUUUCCAAGUAAAAGUUACCCAAGACUCAGCUCAGACUUCAGCCCGUCUAGAAACCUCUAAAGUCACGAAUUGAGUUGAAUACUCCUAUGAAGAAGUCGAAAAAAUUGCAGAAAAACAGCAUAAAGAAGGCUACCUUUCUGAAAAGGAAAACGAGAGAUGCACUAUUUGUUUAUGUGACUUUGAGCCUAGUGAUAAUGGGGAAAUUAUUAAACUAGGCAGAUGCGGAGAACAUUUUUAUCAUAAAGGGUGCAUUGAAAACUGCAGAGGGGAGUCUGACUCAGUGCGAUGUCCAGUUUGUGGAGCAAUAUAUGGAGUCAUGAUGGGGGAUAUUCCUGUCAAACCUGACUGGCUCUACCUGUCUCUAAAGAUAUACCAGGCAGUCUAGCUCUACCUAUCAGUUUGACUCUAACUCAAAUUCUAUAGGGACUUUCAUGUUUAUUAAUAGCCUUUUGUAGCAAUAGCCGUCUAGUAUUAAAUAUAAAAUAAAUAUUUUUAGUUAGAAUCCUUUAUUCACUGACUCGUACAUUGUUUUCUAAAUUAUUCCAUAGCUUUAUAAUAAAUAAUAUAAAUAUUUGCAAAAAUAGUAAAGAUAUAUUAAGAAAAAAUGAUAUAAAAAUUUAAAACGGAAUAUCUGCUCUAUAGUCAAAACAAAUUAUGAAGACCAUAUAGAUGUUGAAAAAUAAUAUAAAUGCAAGAAAAAAAAAAAAUUGAGAAAUUGCUGAAUAUUAUCCUUAUUUGCCCCUUUAAACUAUAAAAAUAAUUCUAUUCCAGUUCAAAAAAGGGUUAUGUUUUUUGAAAAAAAAUUAUAUUAAAUUUUAUCCAUAAAAUUUGUUUAUAAACUUUAAAAAAUUAUAAAUUAAGGGACAAUACUUUUGAAUUUUAGUUUUUUUUUAUGAAGACUGAUUCUGCGUGAAACCUGUUUAAAUUCAUUCUAAUUGCACUUUUCCAAUAAAUUAGGUCAAAAUUAAUUUUAUAAAAAUAGUGUUUUCAUCUAUAAAAUUUUCCUAUUAAAACAAAAUAUUUCAAUUUAAAGGAAGGAUGAAAAUUUCACCAAUAUUUUACACCAAUUUAAAGCAGGGGAGUUAGUUUUAUCUUUAAUAAAUAAAUACAUUACAAUUUUUAUUUAAAUUGCAUUAUACAGCUCAUCUUUUUAAAUAAUUUGUAUAGCGUAAUAAGCUACAGGAGUAUAUCUUGAAUUCAAUAAUCUUUUUGAUCAAUAUAUAUUAAGAAUCUAUUUUUUUACGUUUAUUUUUCAGUAGAAAUUUUAAUAUUUUUUACUAAUCAUAAAAUAACUUUAAUAUUAAAAAUAAAUUCAACUUUCUUUUCUCUGAUAGCCCAACAGAUUCCAUCUUUCUAUUUUUAGUUAUAUUAUGAUUUUUCAGUAUUUAAGCUUAUAAGCAGACCUAACAUGAUUAAAGCAUUUUAUGGUAUAAAAAAUAUCUCAUAAUAUAACUAAAAAUAUUAAAAUUUAUUAUAUAGCUUAUGCACCUUAAUAGAUCUCUAUACCCCAGCAGAAUACCGACCAGAAAAAAUAUGGUACAGGGCACCUGCCUUAUAAAGUAUAAGUCUGAUUAGGUACCUUAAAACCAUAAACGGAGACUUGUCAUUUUCGUUUUUACUUUUCAAAAAAACUGACACAAGUACAAAUUAAUUUGGAAAUUAAAAUGGAUGGCCAAUAAUGAUCUAAAUAAUUUCAGGGGCUAUUUCUUAAAGAAGCAACACAAUGUUUCACUUAGAGCAUAAGCGAUUUAAAUUAAUUGGACCUUUUAAUAUAGCAUCAAAGUUUCUAUUAUUGAAUUUUAAAGAAUUAAUGUCAGAUUUUUUUUUCAAAUUAUAAAUAAGCCUCUUCUCCUGAAUGGCUAUCAUUUUUUCUAAACCUUUUAUAAUUCAGUAGAGCCAGCAGAGCCAGACUGCCAGACUUAGCCAGUAGAGCCAGUAAAGCCGGACUACAGACUGCCAGGUAGAGCUGAAUUUCUUGGUAGAGCUAGACUGCCUUUAGAGUCAGGUAGACCCAACCGGGUUGACCAUAUGCCUCCUGGCACAAUGACUGUAAUCAGAAUUGAAAAUUUUAUGCCAUUAGAUGGCUAUGAUAACUGCGCGACUUUUCAAAUUAACUAUGAGUUCCCAAAUGGAACAAGAAACGGAAAACGGUACAGAGGCACUGCAAGAGUUGCUUUUUUACCUGAUAAUCCUGAAGGCAACGAAGUUCUAAGGCUGCUUCAAAUCGCUUUUGAGAGGAAACUGACUUUCACGAUUGGCAGAAGUGUGACAACUGGAAGAGACAAUUGUGUGAUAUGGAAUGGGAUUCAUCAUAAAACUUCCCCUGAUGGAGGUCCACCGAAUUUUGGAUAUCCUGAUGAAACUUAUUUCACAAGAGUAAAGGAAGAGCUGGCAGCAAAAGGUAUAUAUUAA
Molecule: messenger RNA, 2639 nt
Organism: Blepharisma stoltei
Lineage: Eukaryota; Ciliophora; Heterotrichea; Heterotrichida; Blepharismidae
Source: the annotation of a GenBank genome assembly